Messenger RNA from Lineus longissimus, 2294 nucleotides. RefSeq names its product polyglutamylase complex subunit TTLL1-like. Gene Ontology annotation, biological process: protein polyglutamylation; microtubule cytoskeleton organization. Lineage: Eukaryota; Metazoa; Nemertea; Pilidiophora; Heteronemertea; Lineidae. Gene Ontology annotation, molecular function: tubulin-glutamic acid ligase activity; tubulin binding. Bases 205 to 1485 code for a protein of 426 amino acids. Gene Ontology annotation, cellular component: cilium. The transcript has 14 exons. The record is from RefSeq and is a predicted model, not a curated record.
AUGCUUGGAGAAGUGGAGAAUGCCCCGCGAGAAUGAGAUCCAAGAUGGCCGCAAAGCGUUGCUGGCAACCACUUUUCUCUCAGAUUUGUCAUUUCUUCUAAAAAAAAGGCUUGAUUUUGCCUCAAUUUGAUCGAAUUUCGAAGUACUGCAGCACCUAGUUACAAAGAGCUAUACAUAUCGUUCUGAAUAAAGUAGUUUGUAACCAUGGCUGCCCGACUGAAGUUUGCCAGUGAUAUGGACAAGUCUGUCCUGCUGAAUAAUUUCGAGAAGAGGGGCUGGAUAAAUGUAUCUGCUGAUGAAGAUUGGAAUUUCUAUUGGGCAAGUGUUGGAACGAUUCGAAGCAUUUUUAGUGUGGAGACUGGUUACAGGCUCUGUGAUGAUCAAGUGAUAAAUCAUUUUCCGAAUCAUUAUGAGUUGACAAGGAAAGAUCUGAUGGUGAAAAACAUCAAGAGAUACAGGAAAGAUCUGGAAAAAGAGGGAAAUCCACUUGCUGAGAAGGAUGGGACGGGUAGUUACAUACAUUUAGACUUCAUACCAGUGACAUUUAUGCUGCCAGCAGAUUAUAAUCUGUUUGUUGAGGAAUUCAGAAAGAAUCCCUCAUCCACAUGGAUUAUGAAGCCGUCUGGAAAAGCCUGUGGUGUUGGGAUCUUCCUCAUCAACAGAUUGUCCCAGCUGAAAAAAUGGUCAAGGGAUAGUAAAACUAACACCUUCACUGCCCCGUCUUCCAAAGAAUCUUAUGUGAUAUCGCGCUAUAUUGACAACCCGAUGCUGAUUGGAGGCAAGAAGUUUGAUCUACGACUGUACGUCCUCGUCACAUCAUUCCGUCCACUCAAGUGUUACAUGUACAAACUUGGUUUCUGCAGAUUCUGUACUGUGAAGUAUAAUGCAAAUGUAAAUGAAUUAGACAACAUGUUUGUUCAUCUCACGAAUGUGUCCAUUCAAAAACAUGGGAGAGAGUACAAUUAUAUGCACGGUGGCAAGUGGACCACUGAGAAUUUGAGGAUGUUUAUUGCCGGUACACAUGGUAAAGAAGUAGCAGACAAGCUGUACGAUGACAUACACUGGCAGAUUGUUCAUUCUCUCAAAGCUGUGUCGGGUGUGAUGGCCAACGACCGGCAUUGUUAUGAAGUUUACGGCUAUGAUAUCAUCAUAGACGACACUCUCAAACCCUGGCUCAUUGAGGUGAAUGCAUCUCCAUCCUUGAGUGCAACAACCUCUAGUGAUCGUAUCAUGAAGUACAAAUUAAUAUCAGACGUCAUCAAUAUUGUUAUUCCACCUGGAGAUUUACCUGAUGUCAGAUGGAGUAAAGUUCCAGCAAAGAAAAACAUGGGAUAUUUUGAUGUCUUAUAUGAUGAGGACCUUGCUCAGUCUGAUUUGUUGAAUAUGGAGAUGAAGCCAAGGCUGGGACAGGCAGCUACGAUGGGUCGAGGAGGUCGCGACAUGAGGCCUGGGAGAGCAGGAGGAGGGGCUCCAACUUGGAAAUAGUUGUAAGAUGGACAUGGGACUAAGUCUGAGAAAGUAUCUGCCAGGGAUUCUAAAAUGGUAGUGUUAUGCCAUACUGGUACAUCCAGUGAUGCAAUUCUGCAUUUCCCCUGGAUUCGAAGAGGGCGUUUAGACUGUUGAUGAUUGGGAAGGUCAACCAAUACAAAGACUGAGGGUGUGUGACCAUACUAUCUAUACACAGAGGAUUUCUGUCAAAUUAUGUGCAAAGCUCACAUACAUGUACACCUAGGACUCUUUUUGAUACAAAUGUAACUUACUUUGCAAGAGUGUUAAGCACAGAGAGAAAUUUAAGAAUUCCGUCCAUUUUCAACACUCCAUGCAAGGAUGUUUGGCUAUCAAUACUUGUGUAAUGUAUGAUUAUUCAAGUUUGUGAGUGCUGUUUAUGGGAUCAGCACAAUCCAAUGAACAAUAAACCAGAAAUUAUGAAAAAUUCAAUUUUCAGCUAAGUGCCCAGUGAGGUAAAUAUGAAUAUUGAGUACACUGGGAGGUCUAUGUUGGUUGUGACAUAGUUGCACCAUCCUAGUUGUGACAACACUUCCCCCUAUAUUCCCCUGGCAUCUUAUUGUUGCGAUGGAAGCCAGUUUGCCAUCGGCUUUCACAUCGGGUGUGGCAUCAGUCUCAGAAUGGAGAUUUUCAUGAUGGUGUCUGCUUCUAUGGUAUUUUGAGGUAGAGUGGUAGAACCACACUGAGAUGGAUUAUGUCUGGGAUGUAUCCUGAGAGAAGGUAGACUUACUGCCAGGUCUUAAAAAUAAACAACAACAAGAGACAUCAGGUGUAUUCCAUGAAAAUAA